AUGGUUGCUGUGCCCACUGCCUGGUGCUCCGUCGCUCUGGCCCUGCUCGUGGCCCUGAACGAAGGCAAGGGCCAGGCCGCUGCCACCCAGGAGCAGCCAGUGCCCUCGCCCCAUGCCCCAGGCUCCCACCUGCGGCCUCGGCGUUGCUCCUGCAGCUCCUGGCUGGACAAGGAGUGCGUCUACUUCUGCCACCUGGACAUCAUCUGGGUGAACACUCCCGGACAGACAGCUCCUUAUGGCCUGGGAAACCCGCCAAGACGCCGGCGCCGCUCUCUGCCAAGGCGCUGCGAAUGCUCCAGUGCCAGAGACCCUGCGUGUGCCACCUUCUGCCACCGAAGGCCCGGGGCUGAAACCAUGGCAAACCCAGGCAUUGGGUCCCCUGCCCACAUGCUCCAGGCUGGCAAGACGUGGACCCCUGCAGGAGAGCUCCUCCGAAGGCUGAGGGACAUUUCUUCUGCCAAGAUCCGCUUUGCUAGGCGACAGCAGGAGGCAACAAGGGAGACCAGGCCUACACACCCCAGGCGGAGGAAGAGAUAG
Molecule: messenger RNA, 537 nt
Organism: Molossus molossus (Pallas's mastiff bat)
Lineage: Eukaryota; Metazoa; Chordata; Mammalia; Chiroptera; Molossidae
Gene: EDN2
Product: endothelin 2
Exons: 5
Coding region: 1-537 (178 amino acids)
Biological process (GO): intracellular calcium ion homeostasis; regulation of vasoconstriction; regulation of systemic arterial blood pressure by endothelin
Cellular component (GO): extracellular region
Molecular function (GO): endothelin B receptor binding; hormone activity
Source: RefSeq, a predicted model, not a curated record